Priapulus caudatus is the source of this 3338-nucleotide messenger RNA. Its product is annotated as papilin-like. NCBI's taxonomy places the organism in Eukaryota, Metazoa, Priapulida, Priapulimorpha, Priapulimorphida, Priapulidae. Gene Ontology annotation, molecular function: serine-type endopeptidase inhibitor activity; protein binding. The record is from RefSeq and is a predicted model, not a curated record. Gene Ontology annotation, cellular component: extracellular region.
AGCUGUCUUGUGACGAUAUUGAAUGUGACGACGAUGAAAUCUGCGUAUUGCAAGAAGUGGAUUGCUUCUUAUCAUCGUGCCCACCUGUUCCAACCUGCAUGCCAGGUCGUGCUGAUGCCGCACCACCACUGAAAGCAUGCCAAAUCCAUGAGGCAAACGCAGACAUGCUAGGUGGCAUAAUUGGCAAUUAUCGGCCCCAGUGCACACCAGAAGGAGAGUUUGCGGAGAUCCAGUUCCAUGGCUCUUCAGGCUAUUCAUGGUGUGUUGCACCUGAUGGAACAGAGUUGCCUGGAACUAAGAGACCCCCUGGUCGCGGGACACCAAACUGUCUAGAAGUGUUUGAGUGUGACCUGCUAGAAUGUGAUGACGACUGUGAGCAUGGCUACAGUACUGAUGAUGACGGAUGUCCCACCUGCAGUUGCAACUCAAGCCCAUGCGAUGGUGUCAGAUGUCCACCAGACAGCGGAUCGUGCCAACUGAGGGAUGUGGAAUGUGGAUUGGAGUCUUGCCCCAAGCUUGCUGUGUGCACUCAUCCAACCUGUGAGGAUGUUGAGUGUGAUGAUGGUAAGGUGUGUGAAAUGCGCCAAGUGCAGUGUGUCCGACAUCCGUGCCCACCUCUCCCAUCCUGCGAGCUAGCUCGGGUUGGUGUUCCAAUACUACGACUAGAGCGUAUUCCAGAGAGUAUCUGCAUCUGCAGUCAGGAGUACAACCCACAGUGUGGUACAGAUGGUGUAACAUAUGGCAACCCAUGUGAGAUGAACUGUGCCAGGAAGCGUUUAGAUUACCCCGGUGAAUGUGGAAGUAGAUCUUCCGGUUCUCUUGAUACAAGAGAAAGGGGGAAGCCUCUUGACAUCUGCCCGUCGUUCGUCAGCUGCCAGAUUUCGUGUGCAAAUGGGUACAAACAGGAUGAAAGAGGCUGCAUUCUCUGUGAAUGCAAAGUUGCUCUGCAGAGCGAGGUUUGCAGGCAGCCCUACCAGCCGAGUGACCCGACUCAGCUGAUCUCGUGUCUGGCCGCCUUCCGUCGCUGGUUCUACAACAGCACCUCCAAUCAGUGUGAGCGAUUCAUAUACUCUGGCUGCGGCGGCAACGACAACAACUUCAUGCAGUACGAGGACUGCAGGAAGGAGUGCCACAGUAGGGCACCAGAUGCGUGCGAACAGCCAAGACAGGAAGGUAACUGCAAUGGCUUCGACCAGAGAUGGUAUUUUAAUGCUGAGACCAGAGCAUGUGAGACUUUCUUCUACACUGGAUGCGGUGGCAAUGACAACCACUUUGAUUCAUAUGUUGACUGCUUCUUGCAUUGUCCAGCCGAUGAUCCGAGCAAAGUUGGAACGUGUCCGGAUCUAAGCAAUGCGUAUACAACUUCAUGCCCACCAGCCUGCAAUAGUGAUGGUUAUUGCAAGGGUAUAGAGAAGUGCUGUGAUGCAGGGCCCUGCGGCAGCGUUUGUGUGGAGCCUAAUGAUGUGACAGAAUGUCAAGUGGAGAGAGCAAACAGUGCACUGUCGAUGUCGUCCUAUCAGGAUCCACCCAGACCGAUGCCUCUGGAGAGCGGCUCCCCCAUCUGCGAUGAGGAAGGCAACUAUGUGCGUUUCAAGUGUAAUGUAGGUAAUUGCUACUGCCUGGAUGAACAUGGCCUCAGCUUGACGCAGGAAAACACUGUAGAUCAGCAGCCAGAUUGCAUUGGAUAUAGCUUCUUCUGCCCACCGGCUUCAUGUGAGGGGCUUGAUUCCUGUCAGUAUGGUCAUUUUUACACGGUUGAUGGCGAUACAGAUUGUCCUCAAUGUGCUUGUGCUGCGGACCCUUGUAAUCAAUCCCCAUGUAAAAUUGAUCAAACGUGCUCAAGCAAAGCUGUCAAUUGCAAGGAAGGACAUUUCUGCCAGCACCUAGCCAUAUGCACUGAUGACAGUGUGCCGGAGCCAGCUUUGGAUGCUCUAGUUUGCCCAAGUUUCGAUAAUCUGUGGUUCUGUCCAAGUCACUUGACAACAGAAGUCUGUCAGUUGCAAUCUGACUGUGUUAGUCCUAAGCAAUGCUGUGACGUAUCCUCAUGUCGCCAACAUGCGUGUGUCGACCCAAGCAGGAAGUCCAGUAAAAAACCCUUUGAUCCGUGUAGGUACGGUAACCCACUUGUGAAAGUCAAUGACCCCACAGAGAGUGUGAGCUGCUGGGCCUCCAAUCCUUGCCCACCUCCGUAUGAGUGCAACACCGAGGUAGCAGACGCUCCGUCCGUCUGCUGUCCUCGUGCACCGCAGCCGGGUGACAAGCGACCUAGCCUGUGUGCGAUGCCCAGAGAUUCAGGACCCUGCAGCGCCGCCAUACGCAAGUGGUUCUUCAACUCGGAAACGGAAAAAUGCGAGCAGUACCUGUAUGGAGGUUGCCAGGGCAACGAAAACAGAUUCGACGAUAAAUCUGAUUGCGACCAAGUAUGCUUUAAGGAAAUGCAUUUAAUACUACCAGGACCGCUAAGAGGUAGAAAAGAGCUGGAUGUAGCGAGGCAGGAUCCUCGAGGCAGGCCAGGCCCCCGGCCUUGUAUCUGCACGGCGGAUUACACCCCUGUGUGUGGCGACGAUGGAAAAACCUACAGUAACCAAUGUGCAUUGAACUGUGACAAAGACCAAGGAAAGCCAAAUCUGAAAGUAGCCCAUCCUGGAGCCUGCCAAGAAUCCUUAUGCAUCUGCACCCAAGAGUACAACCCACAGUGUGGUACCGGUGGUAAAACGUAUGGUAAUCCAUGUGAGAUGAACUGUGCCAAGGCGACUCUAGAUUAUUCUGGGGAGUGUCGAAGCAGAGCUGAGCCAUUUAACCCAUGCCGAGUUGGAGACCCGAUCCCAGAUCCCCGCUCAUUGUUGGAUCUAGGACUUGACUCGUCUCGCGCAACAUCAUGUCCUCGUGGAUACUCCUGCAAUACAGACAUUGCAGACAGAGCAGCAGUAUGCUGUCCCUCUCUCUCACCUCUACCAAUACCAGACAGACCCUGCGUGUGCACCCGAGAGUACAACCCACAGUGCGGUACUGAUGGUGUAUCAUAUGGCAAUCCGUGUGAGUUGAACUGUGCCAAGCGGAGUAACCAAGAUUUGACCGUAGAUUACCCUGCCCGUGUGGAAGAAGAGGCCGAGCCGUUUAACCCAUGCCGUGUUGGAGAACCGAUCCCAGACCCCAGCUCAUCUGUUGGAUCUAGGACUUGCUCAUCUCGCACCCCAUGUCCUCGUGGAUACUCCUGCAAUACGGAAAUUGCAGACAGAGCAGCAGUAUGCUGUCCUGCUCCCGUGAUCGAGCCUCCAGUACAGCCGGGGCAGUCCGACGCUGCCUGUACCUGCAAUACAGACAUUGCAGACAGGAGC